AUGCCAUGGCUCGCUCGCCGGCUGCAGCACCUGUGCAUCCUCUACAGCUCUGUCUUCUCUGCCAUUUCGGUAUUUCUGAUGAAUCGCUCUUUCGAGGAGCAACGCAGCCGUGGUGGGGGUGCUGGCGCAUGGCUCCGCUGGGGUGCUGCCCGACUCUGGCGGAAGGCCCUUCGUCAGGUUCCUCCGCUCCUGUUGGCCUAUGCGAUCUUCCAUCAAGGUCUGCCGCUUCUGCCGUUGGACAUUGCGGCACGCGCCUCACUCGAGGGCAAGAAGCGGCUCUGCUCUAGCUUCGAGGAUUCCUUCAACCCUGAAUGUUGGAACACCUUCGCGAACUGGGCCAUCCUUCGCGAUGCGCAGCUCGAUGUUGCCAUGGCUGUGCUACUAGUUUUGCGGGGGAUCGUCGGCGAUCUUCUGGGCUUGGCGCUGACGGGAGCUCUCCUGGCGGUCGCUCUGCACAGCAUCCUACAAGAAGACCUGGGUGAUGAGAAUCUUCUUUGGUCGCUGCCGUACCGGCGCCUCCCGGAGACUUUGAGCACCAUGAUCAUGGCAACCUGGCUCCCGUCUCCGCGCCGUCCUGGCUCCUGGACGCUGGCCCUGGCAGUUGGCUUCUUGGUACUUACAGUGCAAUGCGACUGGCUCGUAUCGAGCCAGGAUGAGGUGGCCACUGUGCAGCUCGACGGUCGCAAGCGUGCUAUCGACAUGCAGGCCCGGCUCAUGUUGGCCUUGGGCUGGGUGCCGCUUGGCGCCUCGGUGUUGCUGGUGGCCAAUUCGGAAAGCAAGAUGCUGAAGGUCAUGGCUGGCCAUUGGCUUUGGGGCACCAUAGGGUCACAGCUGUCCUUGCCAAUGCUCUUGGUUCACAACGUGCUGUUCGUGGUCAUUGAGGGGGCGGCGCUGCCUGGGCCUUCCUGGGAUUACCCCUUCUCGUACAUGAUCUUCUUCUCGCUGUUGCUGGUGGUGCUCUGGGCCUCCUGGCUGCUCUCCGCCACGAUGCAGCUGCUGUUUCUGGGCCCAGUCUACGAGCUGCUGAGGAGGCCGAUGGCAUGGGCCGAUGAGUAG
Symbiodinium sp. CCMP2456 is the source of this 1056-nucleotide messenger RNA. NCBI's taxonomy places the organism in Eukaryota, Dinophyceae, Suessiales, Symbiodiniaceae. The record is from the annotation of a GenBank genome assembly.